Messenger RNA from Funneliformis geosporum, 663 nucleotides. Lineage: Eukaryota; Fungi; Glomeromycota; Glomeromycetes; Glomerales; Glomeraceae. The record is from the annotation of a GenBank genome assembly.
AUGUCACUUUUAUCGUCCAUCGAAUGGUUCACCUGGUUCACUUAUGUCGCGAUCCUUCCAGUGUGUUCUUUAUUCGGCUGGCUGAUGUUACCUUUCGUCUUUGUUGCUUCUAUUACUGCUAAUAUAUUUGUUUCUAUUCGGUUGUUGAGAGAUUUCACGUGUUAUAUGACUGAUAAUCUAAUCAGUAAUUUAUCACAACCAGGAAACGACAUGAAUGAUAAUAACGGCAUAGACGAGAUGUUCGCCUCUACACGAGAGGCUCUUGAGGACAUUUUCCCGAAAGCUUCCAACAAAGACAUUGAGAGGUACGAAAGACAAAUUAAUGAAGCGGACGACUUGGAUCCUGUUCUUAUUAUCGUAGGAAAUCAAAAUUGGAUUAAUCAAAACACGUAUGCGACCUAUCAAGCUGUAAUGACUGCAUUUGCGACAAAUAAUCUCCAAAAUAAUCAACGCAGAGAUGAAGGUUCUCUCGGUGUUUUUCACUUCCAAAAUAUGACUGAACUCUACACCGUGCGCGAUAACAUUCGCGGGCUAUACCCCAAUGCAUUCUUUGACCGAAAUGCUCAACCUCAACAGGAGCCAAUCGGCACUGCUUGGAUUCUCGUUAAAGUGGGUGUGCGCAGUAGCGAUUAUGCGGUGGAUAGUUCGUUUUUUGUUAUUUAA